GAAUAGGUAUGAAGCAGAAAGAAAAGUAGGGAAUGUUUGAAACAAGCCUUGUGAAAAAACAGGGAAUAAAAAUGCCAACACAUGAAAAUAAAGUAAAAUUUCCAGACAUUAUGGAUGCUUCGCAGGGGAGGCAGGUGAUUUUGGAUUUAUAGUGGUACCAAAAUAUGUGUGCUCUUCUCAGUAGUUAUCAUAAGACCAGCAGUAUCUAGCGUAGCAGAUGAACAGGGUCUUUCAGAUUUGAAGUUUUAUAAGGCAGAUACGACAAGUGUUAAAGAAUUCUGGAUUAUUCCAAGGGAAUUAUUGAGAUCAUAGACCAUGGAAUCCAGGAGUGAUAGGGAUAGGGGAGAAAGUAAGGUGAAGAUACGGUGAUCUGGCAUCACUUCCGAUCUUGAGGGACAGGGCAAAAGGAAAAGAAGUAUGAUGGUCAAGACUUCACAGAGGAAGCAACAUGAUUGUGGAAACCAAUCCAAACUGAAGUCUCGCUUAAGUGUCUCAAUCCCUUUGAGGAUGUCCAGCUAUGUAUUUAAGACGCCAGUUACCAGAAUCACAGCCCAUCCUGGCAACGAGGUCAGAUGCCAUCACUGGGAGGGAACCUUGGACAAGCCCCAACAGGUGUGCUGGCAAAAGAGACUGCAAGGUCUCCAGGCCUGCAGCAGCACAGGGGAACCAUUAAACACUUUGGACCUUGCCAAAGCCUUGCAAAAACUCGCACCUCAGUGCACAGGUGGCUAUCUGCCAGGUGUUCUUGCAGGUGGCCCGAACUCAAGCCCCAUGCCCAUCCUUGCCAGCUCUUCGGAUUUGGCCAAGAUGAUUCCAGAAGCUGGUCUGGGUAUCCCGCAGCUCAUGUGCAAACAAUUUCUGGUGACUGAGGAGGAUAUCAAGAAACAAGAAAAGAAAGUGAAGACGGCAAGAGAAAGGCUGGCUACAGCACUGGCUAUAGACAGACUCGCUAGCGAGGCAGAAAAAGUGAGGGGCCAAGAAGGACAUCUCGAAAAACACCACGAAUAAAAGGAGAGCCCUGUGCAGAUGGAAUGCAGCACAGCACUUUAUUAAUGUCUCUUUGCAGUGUCCAUUGUGUCUUCGUGGUCUGAGCCCCUGAAACUUAAGUAUGUACCAAUACUUUCCUUGUAUUAAAUUGUAUUGUGUGACACAA
Molecule: messenger RNA, 1153 nt
Organism: Felis catus (domestic cat)
Lineage: Eukaryota; Metazoa; Chordata; Mammalia; Carnivora; Felidae
Product: methyl-CpG-binding domain protein 3-like 1
Exons: 2
Coding region: 418-1008 (196 amino acids)
Source: RefSeq, a predicted model, not a curated record